Molecule: messenger RNA, 2211 nt
Organism: Aspergillus viridinutans
Lineage: Eukaryota; Fungi; Ascomycota; Eurotiomycetes; Eurotiales; Aspergillaceae
Product: Nrd1 complex RNA-binding subunit
Exons: 8
Coding region: 1-2211 (736 amino acids)
Cellular component (GO): nucleus
Molecular function (GO): RNA binding
Source: RefSeq, a predicted model, not a curated record
AUGUCUUCUGCUGUAGCAGAGUUGGAGAAUUAUCUCCAGUCUAUGCUGGCUCUGAAGCCCCCAGGCGUUUCUGGAUCUAAGAUCAACAGCAUCACGUCACUUUGUACAGCCAACGUUCAGAACGAGUCCGUCCUUAUUCAGAAGAUUUAUACACACUUCAAGAAGGCACCGGGAACACACAAGUUGGGCGUACUCUAUGUCGUAGACUCUGUAACUCGACAAUGGGUAGAAGCAGCGCGCAAGGCAGGCCAGCCAUCUGGCAGUGCUGCCCCCGAUGGAACAUUCGCCGCUGGCGUCAACAGAGUGACCGAAUUACUGCCUGUCUUGAUGACUGAUAUCAUAAACAACGCCCCUGAGGAUCAAAAGGAAAAGAUCAAGAAGCUGGUCGAUAUCUGGGAACGUGGAUAUACAUUCCCUGCAUCCAUGCUCGCAUCAUUCAAGGAAAAGUUGAAUGCGCCUGCAUCUCAGAAUGUUGAAUCUACCACUCCCGAAGGAUCACCUGCACCGAAUUACAUUUCACUGGGAGGUUCGCAGCAGCAGGGAAAUGGCGCAUCCUCGACGACUCCCGCUCAAGCAGCGCCUGACACUUCCAGUAUCUUGAAAGCGUUGGCAGAUAUGGCCAAGCAGAACACAACAACGCCAGCCAUCCCAGCGACGACUAAUCCACUAAAUGCAUUGAACAUGCAGGGUACAGUUUCACAGCCCAUGACCUCGUCCGUAGACCAGGCUUCACAAGUUCAAGCUGGACAGGUUGGUGUAAAUCCUUAUGCCGCUGGCACUAUGGCGACGCCGUUCGCGGCUUUGAGUAAUCUCGCUCAGAAUCCGGCAUUAAUCCCACCGCAAAGCCAGAGUCAGACUCCUCCGAACCCACUCGCUGCCGCGGCCAAUCCCCUGGCCGCGCUACUGCCGCAGGCGACCACAGCCGCAGCUCAGCCGACUCCUAGUAUAGCGCCGGACGCCCUGCAGCAGCAGCUGCAGCUCUUGCAGCUUUUAGCCGCACAGGGAAUUCCGCAGGAACAGUGGGCUACCGCCCUGCAGAUUCUCAGCUUGUCUAAUGCUACAAACAUGGCCAAUGUGAAUUCUGGGCAGCCAGUUGGCUUCAACUUACCCAGUCAAACAGCCGCUGCCUGGGUUAGCCGUCCAGAUUCGCAGUCACGUGAUUUUGAUCGAGGGGAUCGUGAAAGAGACCGCGACUACAUGCGCUCUCCUCCAGGCCAGUAUCGUCGCCGAUCUCGGUCGCCUGGAUGGGACCGACGUCGUGAUGUGUCACCCCCUCGUCGCCGUGAUAGUCCUGUCUAUGGAGAGUAUCAUGGUGAUUCUCCCGGUCGUCGGGGUGAGAUGCGCAGUCGACGAGGCAAUGAUUAUCGUCAGCGCAGCCCGCCCGGGCGUAGACGGCGUUCUCCUACUCCCCCUCGAAAGGACCCGACACUGCCUCCUCCAGGCCCUAAAUUCAUCGAGUGGGAUUAUUCUAUCGGACAAGGAAACAUCAAAGUUCUGAGCAGAACUCUUUUUGUUGGUGGUGUCACAUCUUCGGAGGCACAUCUGCGAUCCUUGUUCGGCAAAUUUGGUAUUGUCCAAACUUGCAUCGUGAACGUCGACAAACGUCACGCGUUUAUCAAGAUGAUUGGUCGUCAGGACGCCGUCGAUGCCCGGGAGGGAAUGGAAUCUUACAAGUCCGGUGACAUGCAGCUUAGAACUCGAUGGGGUGUCGGAUUCGGUCCACGAGACUGUAGUGACUAUCAGACAGGCAUCAGUGUUAUUCCAAUCGAGCGACUCACGGAAGCAGAUCGUAAGUGGAUGCUUACCGCUGAAUAUGGUGGAACAGGAGGGCGACCUAUUGAGUCUGGCAUGGUGGUUGAGGAACCUGACAUUGAAAUCGGUGCUGGCGUUUCUUCGAAGGCCAUUAGUAGACGGAUCGCCACAGACACGGGAGGGAAACGCGGACCGGUGUCGUCCCGCACGCAUCAAGAUCGAUUCCGUCGCCCAGAGCGUGACGGGCAACCGGCUGGGAUGGGUCCUGGUGGCCCUGGCCCUCAUGAGGGUCGUGAUCUCUCGGCGGUCAAUAACGUCGGCGUACCCCCUGCAGUGCCUGGGUUCGGAUUUUCGUUUCCGGGGAUGCACAUGUUUCCUCCUGGCUUCAUGAUGGGAGGGGCACAAGCUGGAUCUUCCGGCGGAUCAACCCAACCACCACCACCUGGUCAGGGAAGUUAA